AUGACAAGUACUGCAGGGGGUAGCCCCCCCUCUAAUGUACGGAGCACACCCGAGCAAUACACCAAGAGCAUCCACCAAGCCUGCAUGAAAUCAUUACAAACGGACCUCUUUUCAAGUGCACACUAUCAAUUUCUGUCAGAUUUCCUCAAGUCUACUUCCCGCCAUGAUCUGCCGGCACGCAGCCCUGGUCUAGGAGCAGAAGCUCCAAGUCUUCGAUCCCAGGAUCGCUUCACUUAUGUCGUUGUGCACACGAUUGCCAACGGAGCCAUCAAACGCCAUUGCUUUGACCAUAAAACAGGCUUAGAGGACAUUUGGAAAUUUCCUGAUGUACAGCCCGGUACAGAUCAAAUCGUUUUUGUCCGAGGAUCACUGUCUCCUGCGUGGGUGGGGGUGCUCGGCGCCAAAUACCAAAUCGACCCAGAAUUCUUUCGCCGACAUUUGCGGUACCUAUCCCAGAACGACUUCUCGGACCUACCUUCAUUGCCGUCUGCAUCGACCAACACAAUCUCAUUGCCCGUGACUUCGUUGUACACUCGCUCCUUUGCGCUCAGACAAGAUCAAGUGAGAAGGCGGCGUCGCGAGGACUACGAUGUGGCGAGAAGCAAUCAGCAAGCCAUUCGUCAGAGUGCGAGCACUGGCGAGUCUAUCAUCCGAAAGGUAUCGACCCUGACUGAUAGACUAGUCUCGGUAGAACAUGAUAUUUCGAUUUAUACGAAAGAGACAGUGAAUGGCUGCAGACUUGCCUUUGUUCUUCUGGAUAAUGGGUUAAAUUUGAAUAGACCUGAUGGCCCACCAUGCUUCAGUCGACAUGACUCCCUGUUUAAAAACACCACAUCCAGCAAUUUGUCCCUCAAUCCUAUUCUUAUUCCUAGGCCUGAUACCAUCCAUACUGGUGUCGCCCAUCCAGUUAUUCCUGGCCACGACCGAGAUCAUGCAAACCUCAACUCAUUUUGCCAUGUCGCGUCGCUCUUACCGUUUCAUUUCGGGAUGUCCCUCAGCGAAAGACAUAUUUCGCCGACGCCACGUCCAACACGUCCGAGCAUCAUGCUACUAUUAAAGGAGGUGUUCAUACUUGUUGCAGGCUCUGAAUGUCAGUUUCUCAAUCGUGUCCACAGCGUGGUGAAGGAAGAACAAAGGAACCCAGGCGACGAAAGGCAGAUGGAGCUUGCUCUCAAUACUCUGGUAUACAUAAAGACUCUGCUAGAUGAGCACAGAUCUCGAUUGCAAGGGAUAAUUACCUUCUUGGGCCGUUGCAGCUCCCCUGACUCCGAUUCAGAUAUCGCCAGGCGAGACUCAUGUGCUGCCGCAACGGCCCGAUCAGUACCUCAAGGAGAGAUGAUGGGCAUAAUCUACGGGGACUUUGAGGAACUUCUGAGUCGCAACAAAUCCCUGGGCGAGUUCUGUGUCGGAAGCAUGGAUCUCAUAAUGAACAACGCUAUGCUCAAAGAAUCGCGGAAAGCUGUCGAAACAGCAGACGACCAGAAGCGGUUGACAAUAUUGGCAUACUUCUUUCUACCAUUGAGCCUUGCCACCUCUAUAUUUGGAAUGAAUGUGCAAGAGUUCGGUACGGGAAAUCAGCAUAUCUGGCUCCCAGUAGUUACUCUAGCUGUGAUUGUUCUGGUCGCCAUGAUCCUUUUGAAUCCGCAUUACUUCAAGUCUUGCUGGUCCAAGUUUGUCAAGCGACGACAGCCUGAAAUUCCCACCUACCAGACCCAAGGUGCCACGAUGCUGUUCAAUGAUUCAAUCGUCAAUUGA
Penicillium psychrosexuale is the source of this 1755-nucleotide messenger RNA. RefSeq lists its product as uncharacterized. Gene Ontology annotation, molecular function: metal ion transmembrane transporter activity. Bases 1 to 1755 code for a protein of 584 amino acids. Gene Ontology annotation, biological process: metal ion transport; transmembrane transport. Gene Ontology annotation, cellular component: membrane. Lineage: Eukaryota; Fungi; Ascomycota; Eurotiomycetes; Eurotiales; Aspergillaceae. The transcript has 2 exons. The record is from RefSeq and is a predicted model, not a curated record.